This is a messenger RNA of Coffea arabica (coffee), 1757 nucleotides long. RefSeq names its product nicotinamide/nicotinic acid mononucleotide adenylyltransferase-like. The record is from RefSeq and is a predicted model, not a curated record. Gene Ontology annotation, biological process: NAD+ biosynthetic process. Gene Ontology annotation, molecular function: nicotinamide-nucleotide adenylyltransferase activity; nicotinate-nucleotide adenylyltransferase activity. Lineage: Eukaryota; Viridiplantae; Streptophyta; Magnoliopsida; Gentianales; Rubiaceae.
UCUCCGUCGUCCUCCUGGCUAGUUGGCUUGCUUCAUUCUCCGAAUAUUCUUUUUCUUCACCUCGCCCACCUGGAUCAUUUUCUUAAAGUUCCAAAUAUAUCCCCAACUUUAAACCUAUAUAUAACCCUCCAGUCAAAAAUUGAAUUCGAUUCAAUCCUCUAUGCCAUUUUUUCUUCCGUUUAAUGCACGAAUUCCUUUCCCACUUUCACUGCCUUCUCAUAUUAGUCAUCGAAUUUUGAUAAUCCGACUAGGGUUCCGAAUUCGGGGUAAAUAUUCAAUUGGAGUAACACCCAAUGAUCGUUGAAUUGAGGAAACUUGAAUUGAAUUAACAGAAUUCUGUUGAGUUCAAUUCGCAUUAUUUUUCGUUCCGGAUUCUUUGGCGGUAGUAUCUGUGGAGAUGACAUUGCCAAUGGAUAAAUUGUGUUUAGGGUUGAUCGAUCCACAGGAUGAUCCACAAAGUUCUGAAAUCAAGAAAACAUAUGUGGUUCUAGUAUCGACAGGAAGCUUCAACCCUCCUACAUACAUGCACAUGCGGUGUUUCGAGUUGGCAAGAGACGCACUAAAUUCAGCUGGGUUUUGCGUAAUUGGAGGUUAUAUGUCACCUGUAAAUGAUGCUUAUAAGAAAAAGGGUCUCAUAUCUGCUGAACAUCGUCUUGCAAUGUGCAAUUUGGCCUGCAGAAGUUCUGAGUUUGUGAUGGUGGACCCCUGGGAGGCAAAUCAGAGUACUUAUCAACGGACAUUGACAGUUUUGUCCAGAAUCAAGAGUGCAUUAUGUGAGAGUGGCCGGAUAUUCAGUGGUACCCUUAAGGUCAUGCUAAUAUGUGGUUCUGACCUGGUAGAAUCAUUCAGCACCCCUGGAGUAUGGAUCCGUGAUCAGGUUGAGGCAAUAUGCAGAGAUUUUGGGUUGGUUUGCAUUCGCAGACAUGGUCAGGAUGUUGAGAAGAUGAUCAAUGAUGAUGACAUUCUGAACAAUUUUAAGAAUAACAUCAAAAUUGUUGACGAAGUGGUGCCAAAUGGAAUCAGUUCAACAGGAUUGAGGGACUGCAUUUCGAGGGGCUUGUCUGUGAAAUAUUUAACUGCUGAUGAAGUAAUUGGUUAUAUUAAACAACAUGACCUCUACACCACUUAGAAGUCCGAUGAUGCCUCUGCUUUUUAAGUAAUCUCCUAUUUGAAGGACCGCUGUAUUAAACAUUCUACUAUUAUAGUAGGAGUGGUAGUUUAUUUGCUAGGAAAGGCAUAUGGCUGAUGUUUCAGAUUUUCAGUCCCGUUAGUAUGACUCAGGGAUUUAACUUGGGUAGCAAAAGCUGCUCGUGGAUGAGUCGCCUGGUCUUUGACGGACCGUGGAAGUUACUUUCUACCUUGAAGCGGGAUGGAGAGACUGUCUAAUGUAUUCAAUUUUUGCCACAGAAGUUGACAUUUCUCAAUAUUGCGGCCAAUGUGUCAGGAGAGAAGAAUUGGAAGACAUGUAUAUAGUCUCUAUAGGAUGUAAGAUGUCUCUUAAUUUUUUUUCUUUUUUCUUUUACAUAUGGCUGAGAAUUUUAGAAAGGGUUCAAAGGCGAUCUCUCAUGAGCAAUAUUAAAUGUAGUCGUAGCUUAAACGUACUUUAACAUAUUGACAGUAGUCUUGUAGACUACCAUUUCCUGAAGAAAAAAGUAUACACCUCACGUUGUACUUUAAGGCCUCCAUCCUCACCUACAAUUCCUCUCGACCCUCGAGUAUUGUCACUCGCAUUUGAUAAAAUCUGCAGUUUUUCGUAA